Paramecium sonneborni is the source of this 1089-nucleotide messenger RNA. NCBI's taxonomy places the organism in Eukaryota, Ciliophora, Oligohymenophorea, Peniculida, Parameciidae. The record is from the annotation of a GenBank genome assembly.
AUGAAUUAAGUUAAAAAAGAUUAAGCUAAUCCAUUAUAAUAAAGUUAUGAAUAAUCUAGAGUAGGUGUGACAUUCGGAGAUGAUUUUGAAAAGGGUCCAGUAUCAUUCAGGUAAUGAAUUUGGUAUUAUAAAACAUGAGAGCUGAAGCCCAUUUUAAUGAAUAAAAAGCAAUAGAUUAAUAUGAUUAUUUGAAAAACAUUGUAGGAGAUCAUAUUGAUAUAGAUUGGUCUUUAGUAUGCUUUCUUAGAUAUUAAGUUGGAAAAAAAGAUGCUUUAAUAGAAUCAAUAACAAAAAUAAAGGAUAGACGUAGAAAGUUAUAUUAAUUAAUUAGCACGUUUUGAGGCCUUUGAAUGUAAGAUUCACUCAGAUGAUACAUAUGUUUAUUUUUCAGUAAAAUUAAGAGAAGAUGAAGAGAGUAAAUUAAAAGGAGGAUUAGAAUUAAUUUUAGAAAAUGGUAAUUAAGGUAGUAAAUGAAGGAUUAAGAGAGAUGGUUAAGAGCUAAGAUAAUUAUUUCAAUUUUGAAUUUGAUGCAAAUUAUGAUUUUGAUUAAUUAGUAUAGGCAGUAUCAAAAGGAGAAAGAGUUGGAGCAGCUUUUUUAAGAUAAAUUAGGUAAAGAGUAUUAUUAAUAAUAAAUAAAAGAGCUGAAUUGAAUUUAUUUUUGACAAAGAACUUUUAUUAAGGAAUUGAAAAAUUUGUAUAAGGAAUUGAUUAAGAAGCAUUAGAAUCUCCUCCACUAGCAUUUCUAAAACAUUUUAAAAAUUUAGAUAUGGAUUUAAGAUUUAGAUCAACUGAUGAAUUACCAUAAGUUAUUAAGAACUAAAUGAUUUUUGGUGAAGAAUUCUAAACUUUAGCAUAGGAAGAAUUGCAAUUACCCAUAAAUCGUACUAAAUAGGUUAAUGCUAUUAUGGAUGUAAUUAAAAAUAAAGUAUUUAGGCAGCUGCAGAUAAUGGAUUUAUUUAUUUUACUAUUUCAGAUUUAUGUGCAGUUAAAAUUGAAUCACAUACACCUAAAUUAUCUACUUUUUUAACUAAAUAUGGAAAAUAUUUAGCUAAAUUAGUAGGAUUAGGAGAGUUUGUUCCAGAAGUAUGA